GGAGCUAGAUGCUGGAAGUUCCCCGCGCGCUCUCGCGAGAGCAGUAAAAGUCGGAAGUGGACAGGAUGCGGUUCCUGGUUGCGUUGCUCCUGUUGAGCGUCUUAGUGGCGGAAGCCCGGACGCGCGAUUUGCUGUCACCUAGUAAUUCCAGGUUGAGUACGGAUAAAGAAAAGCCGUCUGCGGAGAAAGAUUCCGCGCAGGCCCACCUUUUCAAGAAGGAAAAGCCCGAGUCGGAGUCCUCUAAAGGAAACAAGCCGGGGGUUCCGGAGGCGUCGACCUCGACUGCGGAGUCCAAGCCUUCGGGACCGGUGGAGCCCGCGAAACCGACCUCGACUGCGGAGCCCAAGCCUCCGGGACCGGUGGAGCCCGCGAAACCGACCUCGACUGCGGAGCCCAAGUCUCCGGGACCGGUGGAAUCCGGGAAACCGACCACGACUGCGGAACCCAAGCCUUUGGGGCCCGGGCAGCCGAUUUCGAAAGCAAACCCCAAGUCGACGGAACCUGAGCUGCAGCACGGUCAAGGAGACUCCACCAAUGUUGCGAAUCCCGAGCAGCCCACCGCGGUAGAAUAUCCCAAACCGGUGGACCCUAGGCCGGAGUCCACAAAAGACAAUGUGAAGAAGCUGUCUUCUGAUAACGGGACCCCUAAAACUGACGAAAUCCAGCCGGCUGAGAAAGGACAGACGUCUCCGCACGCUUCUGAAACUAAAUCUGGGGAGACACUGACAGACUCUGAUCUAUCUUUAAAGCAAGAGGCAGUAGAUAAGGCUUUGGAGCCUGCUGAAGAUGUGGAACUCAAGGAAGCUGAUGAAGAUGAUAGUGAGCCUGAAGAGGGCCUGCCACUUGACGAUGAGAAAGAAAAGGUGCCUGCCCCUUCCUCCAGUAAGAACCGCGAAGGGACACUUGUGGAUUCUAUGAGUAGUGAGAGGGACGAUCCGUACAAGGACAAUCCUGCAAGUGGCAGUGCAGAGAGCAGCCACUUCUUUGCAUAUCUGGUGACCGCAGCCAUUCUGGUAGCUGUCCUCUAUAUUGCCUACCACAACAAGAGGAAGAUUAUUGCUUUUGCCCUUGAAGGAAAAAGAUCCAAAGUCACCCGAAGGCCAAAGGCCAGUGACUACCAACGUUUGAACCUAAAGCUUUGAUUUUUUUCUUUGUCUGCAAGAACCUUGUUCUUCCUGCUGAUUAUUUACGAAUCAAGAGAAUGAAGAAAAAAGUACUGUGACCUCCGGGAUUUGGUGGCAAGUCUGGGCUGGCAGAAUUGGAAUUGCUUUGGGUUUUGCACCUGCACUUUGGUGACAUUGUACUCUGGUGACAUUUUGCUUUUGUGUUCCCUUUAUGCUGGUAUGCUCUACAUCCUCUCUCCCAAGUGUGCAUGGAGGGAGCAUGUGGCAACAUGCUGUGACCAAAGGGAGGCCCCAGCCCUGCACAGGUCACACCACCCUCUCUUGGCCUUGGCUUUAUAGUGAAGUUAGCCCUUGAUCGGGCAUUGCCCUCUGUACUCUUUAUCUUGGCAGGCUCAGAACUUUACAAGAAGAGUGCUUCUCUACUAACCCCUCUGAGGAAAUGUGCUUAGAAAAGAUGGAGGUGAUGAUGAAAUGAUAAUGGGUAGAAGGGUAGUCUGAACACAUAUUUCUCCCCAAAGGCUUCAGCAGCAAACCAAAGCAGCUGGAUUAAAGAAUGUUUUAUUGACUUUAACCCACUUACCAUAAGAACUCUACAUGUUUAUUUGAGGAAAAGUAAAUCAAUUUCCAUUUGGUUGUUCUAGCACAAAACAAUUCAUGUCUCUAGAAGUAAAACCACAGUUUCAUAAGA
Messenger RNA from Jaculus jaculus (lesser Egyptian jerboa), 1812 nucleotides. RefSeq names its product trans-golgi network protein 2 (gene Tgoln2). NCBI's taxonomy places the organism in Eukaryota, Metazoa, Chordata, Mammalia, Rodentia, Dipodidae. Gene Ontology annotation, cellular component: endosome; trans-Golgi network transport vesicle; trans-Golgi network. Bases 66 to 1142 code for a protein of 358 amino acids. The record is from RefSeq and is a predicted model, not a curated record. The transcript has 4 exons.